ACCGCCUUUGUUUCGUGACACAAAGGCGGCCUCGCUGUUUUACCGAUCGCUUGAAUCGUUGUCAUCCCCACUUUAUCGAGGAAGCAUCGACACGAUUGCGAUUGCUGCUGGUGCGACUGCGAGAGAGCAGCAACAGAGCGGAUGAAAGAACGAGAAUCAUUCUUGGAUGGACACUGGUAUCGCGGAAGAGUGCGAGCACAGUUUAGAAAGGGUAAACUGGAAACGACGAAGAAGCGGAGAACGGGCGACGUGAGGUGCGGCGAGAAAGGGGGAGAAAGAGAGAGAGAGAGAGAGAGAGAGAGCGGGCGCGUGUGGCAAGGUCGGUGCGUGGCGGUGAGAAGUUACGGGCUUUAUUAAAGUGCAGUCGGCCGGGUUGAAAAACAAUCGACGGACAUAAUACGGCGCCCCGUGAAGUCCGAUGUCUAGUGCUGAGGUGGUGGAGAGCUCCGUUGACCCCCCAGCCAAGAAGCGACGCGUUGCUGCCACCACGGGAGGAGCCGACGACUCGACGACGAUCGCAGACAUGGCGAAAAAUGGUUCGACGUCCCGGGCUUCAGCCGAAAUCGACGAGGGUCUAUACUCCAGGCAGCUUUACGUCCUCGGCCAUGAAGCCAUGCGUCGCAUGGCAUCCUCAGAUGUCUUGAUAUCCGGUCUUGGCGGACUCGGCGUGGAAAUUGCUAAGAACGUCAUCCUCGGCGGCGUCAAAUCCGUUACCUUACACGAUGACGCGCUGUGCCAGAUCUCGGACCUCGGUUCGCAAUUCUAUCUUACCGAGGCGGACAUAGGUAAAAACAGAGCUGUUGCCUGUUGCCAACGCUUGUCUGAGCUGAACAAUUAUGUCCCAACAUGCCACCAUUCUGGGCCUUUAACUGAAUCCUAUAUCAAGAAGUUCAAGGUUGUUGUUUUGACUGAAGCUUCAUUAAAGGAACAAUUGCGUGUUUCUGAGAUUACUCAUGCGAAUGAAAUAGCACUUAUCAUAGCAGAUACCAGAGGCCUAUUUUCUCAAGUCUUUUGUGACUUUGGAAAUAAGUUCAAAGUAGUUGAUACCAAUGGUGAACCACCUGUAAGUGCAAUGGUUGCUAGUAUUUCCCAAGAUACCGAAGGUGUUGUUACAUGUUUGGAUGAUACACGCCAUGGAAUGGAGGAUGGUGAUUAUGUCACCUUUUCUGAAGUGCAGGGAAUGUCAGAACUAAAUGGUUGUGAUCCAAUCAAAAUAAAAGUUCUUGGCCCUUAUACUUUUAGCAUUGGGGAAACAUCCAGAUACUCUGAAUAUAUUCGUGGUGGUAUAGUAACACAAGUAAAAAUGCCAAAGAUCCUACAGUUUGCUUCUUUAAAAGAUGCCCUCAAGAAACCAGACUUCCAGGUUACUGAUUUUGGAAAGUUUGAUUAUCCAGAACAGAUACACUUGGCUUUCAUGGUAUUGCACCGUUACAUAGAAGCAAAUGGAAAAUUACCGAGGCCAUGGAAUCAGGAAGAUGCAAAAGAAUUCUUAGAGUUAGCUAAGAUUGUGAAAGAGGAAACAGGCAGGGAAACUGAAAUCAAUACAGACUUGUUUGAAAUAUUUGCAAAGAUAUGUUGUGGAAAUUUAAGUCCAAUGAAUGCUACUAUUGGUGGAAUUGUAGCUCAAGAAGUGAUGAAGGCUUGUUCUGGAAAGUUCCAUCCCAUAUUCCAGUGGCUGUACUUUGAUGCUAUUGAAUGCUUACCUGCAGACCGCUCUGAACUUUCAGAAGAAGAUUGUAGCCCCAUUGGUUCACGUUACGACUCACAGAUAGCCGUUUUCGGACGUAAAUUUCAAUCGAAGAUUGGAAGUCUGAAGUACUUUGUUGUAGGAGCAGGAGCCAUUGGUUGUGAAUUACUCAAAAACUUUGCAAUGUUAGGUGUUGGUGCUGAGAAUGGUAGUGUAACAGUCACUGAUAUGGAUUUGAUAGAAAAAUCUAACUUGAAUAGACAAUUUCUGUUCAGACCAUCGGAUGUUCAACAGUCGAAAUCAUCGACGGCAGCUAGAGUCAUAAGGAGCAUGAAUCCAGACAUGAAAGUGAUAGCUCACGAAAACAGAGUAUGCCCAGAAACAGAGAAAAUAUAUAACGACGAUUUCUUCGAGGUCUUAGACGGUGUUGCAAAUGCAUUAGAUAAUGUUAACGCUCGUAUUUAUAUGGAUCGUCGUUGUGUAUAUUACAGAAAGCCUCUCUUGGAAUCUGGUACUCUGGGUACAAAGGGCAAUACUCAGAUUGUUGUUCCAUUCUUAACAGAAUCAUACAGCUCUUCCCAGGAUCCACCAGAGAAGAGUAUACCAAUUUGCACGCUAAAAAAUUUCCCGAAUGCUAUAGAACACACUUUACAAUGGGCCAGGGACAAUUUCGAAGGUCUGUUUCGUCAGGCUGCUGAGAACGCCGCUCAAUAUAUAUCAGAUCCACAAUUCGUGGAUAGAACCUUAAAACUGCCUGGUGUUCAGCCACUAGAAGUAUUAGAAUCUGUGAAAACAGCUUUGGUUGAUGAAAGACCAAAAACGUUCGCCGACUGUGUCACAUGGGCCCGUUGUCAUUGGCAGGAGCAGUACAAUAAUCAAAUAAGACAACUUUUGUUCAAUUUCCCUCCCUUUCAAGUUACAUCGAGUGGUCAGCCAUUUUGGUCAGGACCAAAGAGGUGCCCUGAGCCACUAACAUUUAACGUCAAUGAUCCGUUGCAUUUAGACUACAUCGUGGCUGCAGCUAACUUGAAGGCAAAGGUCUACGGCAUCACUAUUAACAGAAAUCGAGAGGAAAUCGCCAGGAUUGUCAGCACCGUGCCAGUGCCUGAAUUCACGCCGAAAUCUGGAGUGAAAAUAGCCGAGACAGACUCACAGGUGCAAGUGUCGAAUGGUAGCGGGAACAUUGAUCACGAAAGACUCAGUCAGUUGCAAGAAGAAUUGCCAAGAGUUGAAGAUCUCAAUGGUCUUGUAAUUUAUCCACAAGAAUUCGAGAAGGACGACGACACUAAUUUCCAUAUAGACUUCAUUGUGGCAGCCUCGAAUCUUCGUGCUACUAAUUACAAAAUUCCACCAGCUGACAGACACAAGAGCAAACUGAUCGCCGGUAAAAUAAUACCAGCUAUUGCCACUACCACAUCUGUGGUAGCUGGUCUUGCUUGUCUGGAAUUGAUCAAGUUAACUCGUGGCGUGAAAGAUUUGUCAGUCUACAAGAAUGGUUUCGUCAAUCUUGCACUACCAUUCUUUGGAUUCUCGGAACCUAUCGCUGCGCCGAAAUUGAAGUACUACGACAGCGAGUGGACACUCUGGGACCGGUUUGAGGUUAAGGGAGAGCUGACACUGAAAGAGUUCUUGGAUUACUUCAAAGAGCAUCACAAUUUGGAAGUGACCAUGUUGUCUCAAGGUGUUUGUAUGCUUUACUCGUUCUUCAUGGCGAAGCCUAAAUGCCAAGAGCGUAUGGGCCUGUUGAUGUCGGAGGUAGUCAAGAAGGUGUCGAAGAAGAAACUGGAAAGUCAUGUACGUGCGUUGGUGUUCGAACUUUGCUGUAACGACACCGACGGAAAUGACGUGGAAGUCCCGUACGUUCGCUACACUUUGCCGUGAAACACGUUGAUGCCACCGGGAUACGAGAGAUGUCUACUUAACUGACUUAGCCGUAGUAAUUUCCACAAAUUUCUAUUUUACAAUACGAUACAGGAGAAAAAUAUUAAUCUUUGUCUAAGUAAGGCUCUCAAAGUAAACAAAAAAAACAAAAAAAAAUACGAUUCAUUUUUAUCGCCGAUGCUUUGUAGCAUUUAUAAUAGCCAAGCGAUCGCGGGAUCCACUGAGUUCGUCUUACUAUGAUCUCCCUUCUUGUUAAAACAUCAACUUUGGGGCUCACAACUGUUUGUUAUUUUUGUUUUUUUUUUUUUUGCCUUUUCAUUAUCGCCUCCUGUGAU
This is a messenger RNA of Habropoda laboriosa, 3903 nucleotides long. RefSeq names its product ubiquitin-like modifier-activating enzyme 1 (gene Uba1). Bases 419 to 3568 code for a protein of 1049 amino acids. The record is from RefSeq and is a predicted model, not a curated record. Gene Ontology annotation, molecular function: SUMO activating enzyme activity. Lineage: Eukaryota; Metazoa; Arthropoda; Insecta; Hymenoptera; Apidae. Gene Ontology annotation, cellular component: SUMO activating enzyme complex; cytoplasm. The transcript has 2 exons. Gene Ontology annotation, biological process: protein sumoylation.